Molecule: messenger RNA, 1317 nt
Organism: Rhagoletis pomonella (apple maggot)
Lineage: Eukaryota; Metazoa; Arthropoda; Insecta; Diptera; Tephritidae
Exons: 3
Coding region: 1-1317 (438 amino acids)
Source: RefSeq, a predicted model, not a curated record
AUGGCGGUUUUUGGCGUACAAAAUAUCAACACAGACGAUGAAAUCACGCACUAUCAAGUUGGUCGAUAUGUGAGCUGCAAUGAGGCAAUUUGGCGUAUAUUCUCAUUUCCCAUUCAUGAGCGUCAUCCCACCGUUGUACAUUUGGCGGUGCAUUUAGAGGAUGGUCAACGAGUGUAUUUCAAUGCAUCAAAUGUUGCUCAACGUGCUGAAACACCUCCAAUGACAACAUUAACCAGUUUCUUUUCGAUUUGCCAGAGUGAUCCGUUUGCACAGUCGUUGCUCUACUCCGAGGUGCCAAGUUAUUACACUUGGAACGCUUCAUCGAAGAAAUUUCAACGUCGGAAGCAAGGCGACGGGGUUCCUGGUCAUCCGGAUGUGCGCUCAACUUGUUCUCUUGGUCGCCUUUACACAGUUCAUCCGAAGAAUGAUGAAUGCUUCUCCUUGCGGUUGUUGCUGGUAAAUGUUCGUGGGCCGACAUCAUUUCAAUCACUUCGAACUGUCAAUGGUUUAGUGUGCCCAACAUUUCGUGCUGCAUGUCAAAAGCUCAGUUUGCUUGAAAACGAUACUCAUUGGGAUACGACAAUCGCUGAGGCACUUAUUUCUGCAUCUCCAAAUCAGAUACGCACAUUAGGGGUAUUCACCAUCCGUUCAGGCAAUCCCGAACUCGAGGUGAAUGAAGAGAUACAUAACCAGGCUUUAAUUUUAAUUGAAGACAUAUGUUACCUCAUGUGUGACAGUUUGUUAGUCAAGUUAGGAAUGCCAACACCACAUCGCGAAUUGAAUGAAGCAUUCAAUCGAGUAUUGGAACGUGAACACUGUGUAACAAAUGAAGACGAAGCAACCAACUAUCCAACUGAAUUCUUAAACUCAUUGGAUCUGCCUGGCUUACCACCGCACAAUUUACAACUGAAGGUUGGCUCCGUAAUUGUCAUGAUUCGAAAUCUUAACCAACCAAGACUAUGUAACGGAACGCGUUUGUUGGUGAGAAAACUCAUGGACAAUGUUAUUCAUGCGACGAUACUUAAAGGAAAGUUCGAAAGUGAGGAAGUUCUCAUUCCGAGAAUUCCGAUGAUCCCAACCGAUAUACCAUUCGAGUUUAAACGAAUUCAAUUUCCGAUUCGUCUUGCAUUCGCCAUGACGAUCAACAAAUCACAAGGUCAAUCUUUGAGUGUUUGUGGCCUGAAUCUUGAAAAUGAAUGUUUCUCUCACGGUCAACUUUACGUGGCAUGUUCACGUGUCGGAAAACCAUCCGCUUUGUUCGUUUUCGCACCUGACAACAAAACGAAAAAUGUCGUGUAUAAUAAUGUGAUUAAAUAA